AGGCAGCUGCCGCAGCUCCAGACAUCGCUGCUGUCCGGUCAUCACUGCUGUGGCGGCGGGUUGUGGCCGGCCGGCGGCACGGCUCUUCUCCUCGUAGCGCCAUGGCCCAACCGCAGACGGCCACCCCUAGGAACCCCGAAUCGGCGGUGCCCGGUGCUGCGGUCGGCGGCCCCGUGGAGAUCCGAGUGGCCGUCCAGGAGGACGAGGAGGAGGAGGACGGUGGAGCGCCCUGCCCAGUAGCGCGGGGCGGUGGCAGCUGCAGCGAGGAGGACUCGGGGCGGUGCGGGCGCUCCAGUGGUGGGGAAAAUGAUGAUGACUCUGACCAGAACUGGAAACCACCAGAAAAUGACCUUAUCCAGAAGUUAGUAGCACAGAUUGAGUAUUACUUCUCGGAUGAGAACCUUGAGAAAGAUGCCUUCCUUCUAAAGCAUGUGAGAAGAAACAAGAUGGGCUAUGUCAGUGUCAAACUCCUCACUUCUUUUAAGAAGGUGAAACACCUUACCCGUGACUGGAGAACCACAGCCUAUGCACUGAAGUACUCAGACACUCUGGAGCUCAAUGAUGAUAACAGAAAAGUUAGAAGAAAUACUCCAGUUCCGGUGUUUCCAAGUGAAAAUCUCCCUACCAAGAUGUUACUGGUGUAUGAUAUUCACAUGAUUUCAGAGCUCCAGGCUCUUAAACAACCAGAAAAUGGAGGCAUGCAAGAAAGGAUAAUGGAGUAUCUCCUCAAAGCCUUUGUAACUUUUGGUGCAAUUUCAUCAGUUCGUAUUCUCAAGCCUGGUAGGGAUCUACCACCUGAUAUCAGGAGGGUCAGCAAUCGGUACACCCAACUGGGAACUCAGGAAUGUGCAAUUAUAGAAUUUGAAGAAGUAGAUGCUGCUGUACGUGCUCAUGACUUCAUGUGUGCCAAACAGAAAGAGACAGACAUGAAAGUUGUCCUAAUAGGCAUGAAACCUCCAAAGAAAAAAGUGCCCAAAGAUAAUAACCGUGAUGAAGACAGCAGCAAGAGUCUUAAGAAGCCUCGAUCCCUUAAUAAGAGAGUUGAGGAACUUCAGUUUGUAGGUGAUGAAUCUUCAGCAAACAGCUCCUCUGACCCAGAGAGUAAUCCUACAUCACCACUGUCAGGGCGCAAAAGUACUGCAACACAUACUAUGAGUAAUUUGAGCCCUAUCAUUCAUCCAACUAACCAUCUAAGUCCUAAUGUGUCACCCAGAUCAAGUCCUUGGAACAGUCCAUCUUCACUAAGAAAAGCAACCAAAAAGUCUCCGCUGGCUGAAGACAGCACACUUAACCUAAGCACAAGCCCUGAAAUUCCAAGGAAACGUACAGAUUAUUCCUCAGACAGCAGUAUCACUCCUUCUGGCAGCCCCUGGGUACAGAGAAGAAAAGCUCAGACUGUAACACAAGAGAGGAGUCCCGUCAGUAGCCCCAUGUUGGCUCGGAAAAUACAAAAUGCAGAUGGUCUACCUGUAGGGGUGCUGCGGCUGCCUAAAGGUCCUGAUGGCACCAAAGGAUUCCACAGUGGAUGUGAAAGAAGGAAGGCUGUGAAAAAUGAAUAAAUCAUUCUCUAAAAAGAGAUCUCUCAAGUCACUCAACUGUUUUUCUUCAAGCCUGGUGAAAAAUCAUCACUGGAGCGACCAAGUUACGUCAGUAUUUUGUUUGUAAAGAUUUUGUAUAAACUUUACCAUUUGUAUAUUCCCUUUACAAAAUCACAGACCAGUUGAGGUUGGAAGGCAUCUCUGGAGAUUGUCCAGUCCACCUCUGUUGCUCAGCCAGGAUCCACUAGAGUAGAUCACUUGGGGUUUUAAAACCUCUGCAAGGACAGAGACUCCCCAGUCUGUCUGGGCAGUGUGUUUCCAUGUUCAAGCACCUGCACAGUAAAAGGUGUUUCCUUACAUUGAAGUUUAAUUUCCUGGUUUCAGUUUGUGCCCCUUUUCCUGUUAUCUGGUAUUGCUGAGAAAACCCUGGCUCCAUCCUCUCUACUCCUUCCCAUAUUUAAAAAUAUUGAUGAGCUUCACCACCCUGAGCCUUCUCCAGUUUAAACAGCUCCGUCUCUCUAGGCCCUUCCUAUGAGAGAGGCACCGGUCUCUUCCUCAUCUUAGGCACUUAGGUCAUGCAGUACCCUUAUCUGCACCAUUAUUUUCUAAAAUGUAUUACUUUGAAAUGCCUAACUAUAGAAACAGGUAUAUAAAUAAUUCAUAUAGCUACGUUAUUUUCAAAGCUAUGAUCCUGAGGAGCAGCAUGAAAAUACUGAGAGUUUGGGGGUUGCAUUUUGAUAAGCUAUGGUAUGUUACCAGCCUAAUCAUGAGGAAUGGAGGUUUUGGAGACUCUGUUUGUCUCAAAAUGAACUCUGAGAAAACUUAUGCUACAGUGAGCAGUUGCUCUCUGCUUGUACACACCUCCAAAGACAACAUUGCUUGGUAGGACCAAAGUGUGUACUUUCAUCUGAUGCAAAUAGGCUCUGAGCACUGGAGACUGUUCUGUAAGUGUUGGCUCAUAUUAUCAGAGUGAAAUAAACAGAAAUAUUACCUCAGACUAGAUCUAUUUCAUUUACUUAAAUAAUAAGUUGAGCUGCAUCUGAAUAGCUAUUUAAACCUUAUCUUAC
Molecule: messenger RNA, 2605 nt
Organism: Dryobates pubescens (Downy woodpecker)
Lineage: Eukaryota; Metazoa; Chordata; Aves; Piciformes; Picidae
Gene: LARP6
Product: La ribonucleoprotein 6, translational regulator
Exons: 3
Coding region: 102-1559 (485 amino acids)
Biological process (GO): RNA processing
Cellular component (GO): nucleus
Molecular function (GO): mRNA binding
Source: RefSeq, a predicted model, not a curated record